AUGAAGAGCAGCUUGAUUGUAGCUGUACUCCUUGGCCUUGUGGUCGUUAUGGCGUCGGCUCACGGCGGCCACCACGGCAAGGGCGCUCAUGGUCACCACGGCGGCGCUGCCAAGGAGAGCUCGCACAGGCUCACCUGCAGCUACAAGAACACCAAGGGUCACCUCUUUGACCUCAGCCGCCUUUCGUCGAAGGAUCUCCUCGUGAAGGACCUGGUGGGCGGUUCUACCUUCCACUUCAACCCUUGUGGUUCCGUGCACGCGAGCCAGUGCCCCUCGGGUGCGGCCGUUUGCGAAAUCACCGGCAAGGGCGAGGCCAUCUCGCACGGUCUUGCCUGGGACGCCCACUGGGCCGACGGAGUUGAGUCUGGUGCUUCGCUUGAGGUCAUGUACGGCCGCGGAGAGAUGUGCUCCGAUGGCGUGCACCGCAAGACGCUCGUCGAGAUGCGCUGCCUGCACUCCUCUGACCCCAACACCAGCCCCAGCUUCCUGAUGGGCGUCAUCAAGGACGAGUGCGUCCUCAAGCUCAUCGUCGAGUCGCCUCUCGCCUGCGACGUGGAGGCUAUCUGCUCCGCCGUUGUGAACGAGGCCACCUGUAACGCCAACAGCGACCUGUGCGACUGGAAGGCCGGCCACUGCGUGCCGACCGAUGGCCACCACAGCAUGUGGAGCUCGCGCCAGCGCGUGGUCACCUUCGCCAUCUCGGCCCUCAUCGGCUUCACCGCCGUCGUCUUCCUUUGCUGCUCCGUCACCUGCGCCUGCAUCGCCUGCCGCCGCGCCGCUCAGCGCAGGAAGCUGCGCCGCAGCCUGCCCACCUACAAGAAGGUUAAGAAGGUCAGCGACAAGAAGAACAAGAAGGUCGCCGCCGAGGAGCUCAGCCUCAUCACCCCCGAGACCCCCUACGAGAGUGCCCCCGUUUCCGAGGCCCAGGUCUACCCCUUCCAGCAGUACGUCAUGCACCAGGCCGCCGACGGCUCCUUCGUGCCCUUCCCCGUGCACAUGCCCAUGCCCGUGCAGCCCCACGGCGUCCCGCCCCACGCCUACUCCUACCCCAUGGUGCAGAUGAUGCCCGCCUUCCACCUGCAGCAGCACCAGCCUCAGCAGUAA
This is a messenger RNA of Acanthamoeba castellanii str. Neff, 1104 nucleotides long. RefSeq lists its product as uncharacterized. Gene Ontology annotation, molecular function: signaling receptor activity; D-mannose binding. The record is from RefSeq and is a predicted model, not a curated record. Gene Ontology annotation, biological process: lysosomal transport. The transcript is spliced from 4 exons. Lineage: Eukaryota; Discosea; Longamoebia; Acanthamoebidae. The coding region runs from base 1 to 1104 and encodes 367 amino acids.